This is a messenger RNA of Ilex paraguariensis (yerba mate), 1650 nucleotides long. The record is from the annotation of a GenBank genome assembly. Lineage: Eukaryota; Viridiplantae; Streptophyta; Magnoliopsida; Aquifoliales; Aquifoliaceae.
AUGGCAAAUAUGACAAUAUAUUUUAAUCGGUCAAAGUUAAUACUGCUUGUCGCCAGACCAUGUAACCUGAAUCUGACCCACGCCGCCGGAGGCAGCUGGGAUCUCCUUUUACCCAACAUUGGCAUAACAGCCAUGCACAUGCAACUCCUCAACAACGACCGCGUAGUCAUCUACGAUCGUACAGACUUCGGCAAAUCAAACAUCUCAUUGCCCGGCGGCAAAUGCAGGAACGACCCGGACGAAAAGGUUCUGAAGAUUGACUGCACUGCACACUCAGUUGAAUACGAUGUUGCAACGAACUCUAUACGUCCUCUCACUGUUCUCACCGACGUUUGGUGCUCCUCCGGAUCCGUCAUGUCGGACGGUUCGUUGGUCCAGACCGGCGGUUACAAUGACGGUGACCAUGUGGUCAGAGUGUUCAAGCCAUGCAGGAGUGGUUGUGAUUGGCAAGAGAUAAAGAAUGGCUUAACUCAAAGAAGAUGGUAUCCAACCAAUCACAUAUUGCCUGACGGCCGGCAAAUUAUCAUCGGCGGUCGACGGCAAUUCAACUACGAGUUUUAUCCAAAGACCAAUUCUGCAUCAAAAACAUACAAUUUGCCAUUUCUACUUCAGACCAAUGAUCCAACGGUUGAGAAUAAUCUAUACCCAUUUGUUUUCCUCAACGUGGACGGAAAUUUAUUUAUUUUUGCAAAUAAUCGGGCUAUUUUAUUCGACUAUUCAAAGGAUAGAGUCGUAAAGACCUACCCGACAAUACCUAAUGGAGACCCUCGAAAUUAUCCCAGUACGGGUUCGGCAGUUCUUCUUCCACUGAAGAUUAACAGUCAAGGACUAGCAUUUGAAGCUGAAGUUUUGGUAUGUGGGGGUGCACCCAAAGGAGCCUACGCCAAUGCGAGGAAUCGUAAUUUUGUCAGAGCUUUGAAUACUUGUGGACGGAUCAAAAUAACCGACCCGUCACCUCAAUGGGUUAUGGAGACCAUGCCUCUCGCUCGGGUUAUGGGUGACAUGCUAUUACUUCCUAAUGGUGAUGUUUUAAUCAUAAAUGGGGCAUCCGCGGGUUGUGCCGGGUGGGAAUCUGGGCGAAAACCGGCUUUAAAUCCGGUCAUUUACAGACCCGAAAAUUCAAUUGAAUCACGGUUUGAUGUACAAAAUCCGACCACAAUACCCAGAAUGUACCACUCCACGGCGGUUUUGCUCCGUGACGGCCGAGUUCUUGUAGGUGGCAGCAACCCUCAUGUUUAUUACAAUUUCAUCGGAGUGUUUUAUCCUACAGAGUUGAGAUUAGAAUCAUUCUCACCUUCGUAUUUGGAUCCAGAGUCCGUUAAUUUACGCCCGAAGAUCAUUUCACCCGUUUCUCAAUCCAAAAUCGGGUAUGGAAAGCGGGUCACUAUACGGUUUUCGGUCAGGGGAACACUAAUUGGAAAUUCGGUCACGGUACUAAUGGUAGCACCACCGUUCAACACCCACUCCUUCUCCAUGAAUCAAAGGUCGCUAGUUCUUGGUGGCGGGAAAGUGGCAGCUGCCGGUAAAUCUACGCAUCAAGUGCAGGUAGUGAUGCCUGGUUCGGGUAAUCUUGCACCAGCCGGAUAUUAUCUUCUAUUUGUGGCUCAUCAGAGUAUUCCUAGCGAGGGUAUUUGGGUCCAAAUACAGUGA